Molecule: messenger RNA, 3968 nt
Organism: Hyla sarda
Lineage: Eukaryota; Metazoa; Chordata; Amphibia; Anura; Hylidae
Gene: DENND2B
Product: DENN domain containing 2B
Exons: 19
Coding region: 22-3354 (1110 amino acids)
Biological process (GO): positive regulation of ERK1 and ERK2 cascade
Source: RefSeq, a predicted model, not a curated record
AUAGGUCCACAAAGGGCAGCGAUGACCAUGACCGCCAACAAAAACGCAGCCAUCCCUCAAACUGCUGGCGGCUGUAGGAUCCCGCGGGAUACUCUGGAACGGUCUCAGUCGGUGUCUCCCCCACCGGUUCUGUCUCCGAUCCGGACACCAUCGUACCCUCUCAGUGACAGCGAGGAGAUCUGCAGAGCCAACAGAUUCCCCAACAUAUCCAACAAUAACAGACUGGUCAUCAAAGACUGGACCCUGCGAGGAUCUACCGUAAGAGACCUGCGCUCUCCGGGGGCCGCCUCCAACCACUUGUCUAAAUCGGUCAGCGUCGCUUGUCUGGACAAAAGACUCUCUGUGUAUAAGGGACCCAACCAGAAAGAGAAUGUAUUGGAGGCCAAGGACGGAGACGUAAUCGGGAACUGCCAGAUCAGCCGGAGCACGCUCUCCUUGGGGUCGGCCGCCAACCAGCGCAGCCGACCGCAUAACAACAGAUCCACCAUCCGCUCCAAAGUGCUCGACAUCAGGCGUAAGAUUUCAGAAUGGGAAUGCCGAGGAGAAGCGUCCCCGCGUCUCAGCCUCUUUGUGGACAGAGGAGACCAGGGUGACCGCUCCACCAGUGAAGGAUGCCCCAGCACGUUGGCGUCGCCAUCAUGCAGUGAGAAGACCUUCGACUUCAAAGGAUACCGGAGAAUGAGCAGAACGUUUUCUGAGUGUUCUUACCCGGAGACAGAAGAGGAGGAGACGACUGCUUCUGAGCGGGAGUCUCUUCACCGGUAUGAGAGGCGGUCCAGUAGGACAGAACCCGCCAACGCCUUCGUACGGGGGCCCAGGAAGGAGUCUUCUGCCGUGCUGAACAGGAUCCAGAAGAUCGAGCAGGCCCUGAAGGAGAACCCGGGUAUGGGCCUCCCCCAGCUGCCCAGCAGUUGUUUCAGUGUGGACCUUGGGAGGAAACGCUCCAUAACUUCUGGUACUUUAGAGAGUCCGAGCGACAAACCUGCGAAUGUAAAUACCAUAAAUGAACAGGAGCAUUUCAACGAGAAGAAUGCCAAAGCCAAACAAGGACUUACUCCAAACUCUGGUAGUCCGACUGUGGCCCCCGAGAGCCCCGCAACUGACGUCAACCCUGUCCCCAAACCCAAAAGGACAUUCGAGUAUGAAGCUGAUAAAAGCCACAGGAACAACCCAAACAAUCUACCUCCAUCCUCAUCUCCCGUAUCCCCACCCCCGCUCCCCUCAACGCCGGCACCGCCUGUCACCAGGAGGCCCAAGAAGGAUCACCGCAGAUCUCAAAGCAGAAAGUCUCUGGAGUUUGAAGACGCCUCCAGUGUUCAGUCCUUGGGUUCCCCGUCCCCAGUAGAGAAUGGUACGGAGAAGAAGCGCCGUUCUGGUUCUAAAAGCACUUUAGAGGAGAACGCCUACGAGGAUAUUGUGGGCGAAUCACCCAAGGAAAACCCUUACGAGGAUGUGGACCUGAAGGGGCGACACUCGGCCCGCAAGUCCCUGCUGUCACCUGACAGUUCCAAGACGCCUUCCAACAGGAUGCUCAGGACGCCCGACCGGAAGUACACGACGCCCACCCAGAUAACGUCUAAGACUGGUAGCCAUUCACUGCGAGUCGGCGAUUCUUCCGAGAGGAAAGGUCAUCGUACAGCGCGUCUGCCGAAGCGGCACAGCCACGACGACAUGCUGCUCCUGGCACAGCUGACCAUGCCGUCCUCUCCCUCUAGCCUGAAUGAAGACAGCCUCAGCACCACCAGCGGCCUCCUGACAUCACGUAGGGCCCGGCGGAUCCCCAAGCUUGUGCAGAGGAUCAACUCCAUCUAUAGCGCCAAAAGAGGCAAGAAACGGUUAAAGAAGCUUUCCAUGUCCAAUGUGGAGACCGCAUCACUACGAGAUGACAACAGCGAGAGCGAAAGUGACUCAGAUGACCGCUUUAAAGCACACACCCAGCGUCUGGUCCUCAUCCAGUCCCUGCUAAACAGAGCUCCCAGUUACCGUACACUGGAGCUGGAGCUCAUCGAAUGGCAAGAGCGCGAGCUGUUUGAGUAUUUCGUGGUGGUUUCUAUGAAAAAAAAACCUUCAAAAAACACUUACAUCCCUGAGGUCACAUAUCAGUUUCCCAAGCUAGAACGGCCCACUAAGCAGAUGCGGGAGGCAGAGGAGCGGCUUAAGGCGAUCCCUCAGUUCUGUUUCCCUGAUGCCCGGGACUGGGUGCCAGUGUCGGAUUAUAACAGUGAGACCUUCUCCUUCAUGCUGACUGGUGAAGAUGGCAGCAGGAGGUUUGGCUACUGUCGGCGACUACUGCCCAGUGGAAAGGGCCCCCGACUCCCCGAGGUUUACUGUGUGAUCAGCCGGCUGGGGUGCUUCGACUUAUUCUCCAAGAUCCUGGAUGAGGUGGAGCGGAGGAGGGGGAUCUCGGCCGCCCUCGUCUACCCCUUUAUGAGGAGUCUGAUGGAAUCUCCCUUUCCGGCUCCUGGGAAAACAAUCCGAGUGAAGACGUUCCUCCCGGGCGCAGGAAACGAGGUCAUUGAGCUGAGGAGACCGAUGGAUUCACGGCUGGAACAUGUGGAUUUUGAGUGUCUCUUCCGAUGUCUCAGCGUCCGACAGAUCAUCCGAAUAUUCGCCUCGCUGCUGCUGGAGAGAAGAGUCAUAUUUGUGGCAGAGAAGCUAAGCACUCUGUCCAGCUGCUCUCAUGCCGUCGUCGCUCUUCUCUACCCCUUUUCCUGGCAACACACCUUCAUCCCCGUCCUGCCCUCCGCCAUGAUCGACAUCGUCUGCUGCCCGACGCCCUUCCUGGUGGGAUUGCUUUCCAACUCGCUGCCGAAACUUAAGGAUCUGCCGGUGGAGGAGGCGCUGAUGGUGGAUCUGGGAUCCGACCGAUUUAUAAGACAGAUGGAUGAUGAAGAUGCCUUGUUACCCCGAAAGCUGCAGGCGGCUCUGGAGCAGGCGCUGGAGAGGAAGGGCGAGCUGAUCGGUCAGGACUCAGACAGCGACACUGAUGAAGAGUGUAACACGCUGAACGGCCUCGUGUCGGAGGUCUUUAUCCGUUUCUUUGUGGAAACCAUUGGCCAUUACUCCCUGUUCCUGGCUCAGAACGAGCGGGGGGAGCGGGUCUUUCAGAGGGAAGCCUUCCGCAAGUCCGUGGCCUCCAAGAGCAUCCGCCGCUUCCUGGAGGUCUUCAUGGAGUCGCAGAUGUUCGCUGGGUUCAUCCAGGACAGAGAGCUGCGGAAAUGUCGGGCUAAAGGUCUGUUCGAGCAGAGGGUGGAGCAGUAUCUAGAGGAGCUGCCGGACCACGAGCAGAGCGGCGUGAACAAGUUCUGGAGGGGUCUUGGAAACAAGAUGAAAUUUCUCCAUAAGAAGAACUGAGAAGUUAUCAGGGACACCCAGGACCGAUCCUGCGGCGUCUGAUCGCAAAAUAGUCCCCGGACCCCCAGGACUGAUAUGAGGGGCACAGGGCACGGACUGACCACCGGGAAUCACCACUUAUUAUAUAUUUGUAAAUAUUGCGGCUUUUUGGAUUUUUUAUGUGUCAUUUUUUUUAAAUGAAGAGACUGUGGUAAUUGGCACGGACAGCGCCUCUGCGGAGUGAGGACGGCGGUGGACCGUGUGUGUAAUACUGUACAGAUGGCGGACGCUCUGCACAUUCGUACGUCGGUCAUCGUUAAUGGUCAGUAGACUUGCACUAUGACAGCACAAAUGAAGAAGACCCUAUGGGAGCGGCAGCGCAAACAAUGUGCGCAACGUAAUAAACCAUACCGAGACCGAACCCUCUGAUGUCAUGUGAUCAUUUACUGAACUAAAGGAGUCCAUAGAGUGACAACUGCAGUCCUAUGUAACACCACAGAUAGCACAGAGAACUGAGUACAGAUAAUGUAUAAAUGGGACCUGCAGUCCUAUGUAACACCACAGAUAGCACAGAGAACUCUGAGUACAGAUAAUGUAUAGAUGGGACCUGCAGUCCUAUGUAACACCACAGAUAA